AUGGAAAGCAGGGCAAAAUUAUGUUUUUUUGCACUUACAGUGCGUAUUCAACUGCAGAGUUAUGGUGCUGCAGUCGAUGCUGGAGAUACUCUUUCGUUGGGCACCUCGCUCACUGGAAAUCAGACAAUCAUUUCAAAGAACGGCACCUUUGAAUUGGGAUUCUUCAGCCCAGAUGGAAGCAACUGGUAUAUUGGCAUCUGUGAAGGGAAUCUGGUAUUGUUGGAUGCACAGGGCGCAUCUGUUUGGUCAGUCAAUACAAUAAACAAGGCAUCCCGGGCUCUGCUAUUGGAUUCUGGUAAUUUUAUAAUGCUAAUUGACGACAACAAAUCUGAAACUGUUUGGCAGAGUUUCGACAAUCCUGUAGAUACCUGGUUGGCAGGGAUGGUGUUCGGUGGACAACAAAAGCUCUGUCUCUUGGAGAAACUCAUUAGAUCCUGCUCCUGGGCUUUUUUCCUUACACAUGGGCUUUUCUCCUUUCAUGUGGAUCCAUCUGGGGCCAAACAAUUCGUGCUGACAUGGAACAAUUCUGUACAGUAUUGGGACAGUGGAACUUGGGAUGGAAAAAUUUACAGUGGAGUUCCAGAAAUUGCAGACAAACGUCAGCUCAAUAUCAGCGUUGAAAGUAAUAGCUCAGGUUUGUUUGAAAGUUAUACGUUGAUUCCUCCGUUUAGUGCACUCAUACGUCUCGUCGUGACUAAGUUCGGACAAGUGAGAGUGUAUGCAUUCGAUGGCAGUAAAUGGAGCAUGUUCUGGACUAUGCCAGGAGAUAGAUGCGCCGUAUAUGGUCCCUGUGGUGACUACGGAACCUGUGAUUCCCGAAAUAUUCAGCUCUGCAGCUGCGGAGAAGGCUUCAAACCCACAGACAAUAGUGCCUGGCUCUCGCAAGAGUGGGAAUCCAGUGGCUGUGUUCGGAAGAAUCCAUUAAGAUGCGAUGCCAUUAGUGGUAACACUGACGGAUUCAUCGACCUUGGUGUCACUUUGCCUGACGAUUUCGCCUCCUCAUACCCUGUAUCCACAAACAAAGAUUGCGAGGAAGCCUGCCUCCGCAACUGCUCCUGCACCGCGUUUGCUUUCAAUCCGCCUUCAGGGCCCUGUUAA
This is a messenger RNA of Cryptomeria japonica (Japanese cedar), 1098 nucleotides long. Its product is annotated as G-type lectin S-receptor-like serine/threonine-protein kinase At2g19130. The transcript is spliced from 2 exons. NCBI's taxonomy places the organism in Eukaryota, Viridiplantae, Streptophyta, Pinopsida, Cupressales, Cupressaceae. Gene Ontology annotation, biological process: recognition of pollen. The coding region runs from base 1 to 1098 and encodes 365 amino acids. The record is from RefSeq and is a predicted model, not a curated record.